UUUAGUUUUUUUUUCUCCUUCAGGUGUUUUUCUUCUUUAUCUUUUAGUAAGAGAGAGAGAGAUAACAAUGGAGAAGCUGUCGGGGCUGAGCCACCUCUUCAUGACAAUCUUCCUCCACAACUUCGCCAACUUUAUGGUGAUUCCGGCCAUCACAGAUGUUACAAUGGAGGCGCUUUGCCCUGGAAAAGAUGAAUGUUCCCUUGCCAUUUUUAUCUCCGGAUUUCAGCAAGCGAUUAUUGGGCUUGGGUCCUUUUUGAUGAUGCCUUUCGUUGGAAAUCUCUCGGAUAAAUAUGGAAGGAAGGCUUUGCUUACACUACCCAUCACUCUUACUAUAAUUCCAUUAGCCAUACUGGCGUACAGCAGAACCAAGAGUUUCUUUUAUGCCUACUACGUAUUCAAGAUUCUCACCGCCAUGUUUUGUGAAGGAAGCGUCCACUGUCUUGCUCUUGCUUAUGUGGCAGACAACGUUCCGGAAGGACGACGAGCUUCAGCUUUUGGGAUUCUGUCUGGUAUUGGAUCGUGUGCCUUUGUCUGCGGGACUCUGUUUACCCGUUUUCUUUCGACUGCCUCCAUUUUCCAGGUAGCGACAGCAAUGGCGAUGCUGUCAGCGGUUUACAUGACGGUUUUCCUCACGGACUCCGUCAUAAAUGAUAAUCUUUCUACUCCAAUUAUCUCAAAAGAAAAUUUUAAUGGCAUUGUUAAUCAAGAUGAGGAGUCAAACAAGAAAAUACAGACGUUUAAAACCAUGCCUUCCAUAGAAGAUAUGCUUGCCUUGUUGAAGAACAGCUUGACAUUUUCACAAGCGGCAAUUGUUUCAUUUUUUAGCAACCUUGCAGAUGUUGGUCUCCAUGCUUCAUUACUGUACUAUCUAAAGGCCAGAUUUCACUUCAACAAAGACCAGUUUGCCGACUUAAUGGUUAUAACUGGAGUUGCAGGGACUGUUUCCCAGCUGCUUCUCAUGCCCGUACUAGCUCCUGCUCUUGGAGAAGAGAGAUUGCUGUCGAUAGGGCUGUUUUUUAGCUGUGCACAUAUGCUCUUCUAUAGCAUUGCAUGGUCCUUGUGGGUACCCUAUGCAGCAGCUGUGCUUUCCUUAUUCUAUGUUUUUUCACAACCAUGUAUAAGGAGCAUUGUGUCUAAACAAGUUGGGUCCUCUGAGCAGGGGAAGGCUCAAGGCUUUAUUUCAGGCAUAGGUUCCUUUGCCCAAGUUGCUUCUCCCUUGGUUUUCUCUCCUCUAACAGCUUUGUUCCUUUCGGAAAGAGCACCGUUUUAUUUCCCCGGUUUGAGUAUCAUGUGCGUCGGGUUUGCCUCGAUGAUAGCUUUUGUCCAGAGUCUCAUGAUAAGAGCCGUUCCUCCUAUAUCAACCCAAAGAGCAGGCAACAGCAACUAAAUCGAAGCCGAGCAAGGAAUGUGUAUUCAAAACCCUGAAUCAUUCCUCACUCGAAUUCACAUUGCCUGUGAAAAUCUUCCAACAGGACGCAUAUAUGUAUUAGUAACUACUAGAAAUGUUUAAGGAAGAACUUGGGAAGUUGGAAUGGUUCUUCAUAGCUUUGUAAGCAAUAAAAUCCAUUUGACCACCGGUAUAUA
Hibiscus syriacus is the source of this 1584-nucleotide messenger RNA. RefSeq names its product hippocampus abundant transcript-like protein 1. The record is from RefSeq and is a predicted model, not a curated record. Gene Ontology annotation, molecular function: transmembrane transporter activity. Lineage: Eukaryota; Viridiplantae; Streptophyta; Magnoliopsida; Malvales; Malvaceae. The transcript is spliced from 14 exons. The coding region runs from base 68 to 1387 and encodes 439 amino acids. Gene Ontology annotation, biological process: transmembrane transport.